Messenger RNA from Homo sapiens (human), 1028 nucleotides. It is a transcript of the gene ATAD1, whose product is annotated as ATPase family AAA domain containing 1. Gene Ontology annotation, molecular function: ATP hydrolysis activity; ATP binding; membrane protein dislocase activity. Gene Ontology annotation, cellular component: mitochondrial outer membrane; postsynapse; glutamatergic synapse. Gene Ontology annotation, biological process: memory; regulation of postsynaptic neurotransmitter receptor internalization; positive regulation of receptor internalization. The record is from RefSeq and is marked validated. NCBI's taxonomy places the organism in Eukaryota, Metazoa, Chordata, Mammalia, Primates, Hominidae.
GCGUUUCCUUCCUGUGUGAGGCCGGCUGAGGGCACUUGCUCUUGCUGUUUCUGCCCCUGGGUGAGUAGCUGGUUCCCGUGGGGCCUCAUGGGAUGGUUGUCGUAUCCUUCUGAGGUCCUUUAAGGACCGUCUCGGACCUGGGAACCCCCGGAGGAAAGGUCACCCCGGUCUUCUCCCACGCCCUACCUCAGUGCCGCCCCCAAGCGCCCCGCAGCCCUUAGUAUCUAGAGGAUUAACCUCCAAGGGCGUCCCGGGCCUCGCCUUGGCGUCCGGCCCGGCCUGGGCCCUUAGGGUCUGCUUAGCUCUUCCCCAAGACUCGUGCCAUUCCCGAGGGAAUCUUUGUCGGCAUCCUGGUCACUGUGGGGGUUUGAGGUCGUCCCGGAAGACUUCAGAACCAGGCGAACCUAGACGAAGGCGGCUGGAAUGAACCAGGUUAACAUUCAAGAUGGUACAUGCUGAAGCCUUUUCUCGUCCUUUGAGUCGGAAUGAAGUUGUUGGUUUAAUUUUCCGUUUGACAAUAUUUGGUGCAGUGACAUACUUUACUAUCAAAUGGAUGGUAGAUGCAAUUGAUCCAACCAGAAAGCAAAAAGUAGAAGCUCAGAAACAGGCAGAAAAACUAAUGAAGCAAAUUGGAGUGAAAAAUGUGAAGCUCUCAGAAUAUGAAAUGAGUAUUGCUGCUCAUCUUGUAGACCCUCUUAAUAUGCAUGUUACUUGGAGUGAUAUAGCAGGUUUAGAUGAUGUCAUUACGGAUCUGAAAGACACAGUCAUCUUACCUAUCAAAAAGAAACAUUUGUUUGAGAAUUCCAGGCUUCUGCAGCCUCCAAAAGGUGUUCUUCUCUAUGGGCCUCCAGGCUGUGGUAAAACGUUGAUUGCCAAGGCCACAGCCAAAGAAGCAGGCUGUCGAUUUAUUAACCUUCAGCCUUCGACACUGACCGAUAAGUGGUAUGGAGAAUCUCAGAAAUUGGCUGCUGCUGUCUUCUCCCUUGCCAUAAAGCUACAACCAUCCAUCAUCUUUAUAGAUGAAAUAG